Molecule: messenger RNA, 344 nt
Organism: Lacerta agilis (Sand lizard)
Lineage: Eukaryota; Metazoa; Chordata; Lepidosauria; Squamata; Lacertidae
Gene: SPATA45
Product: spermatogenesis associated 45
Exons: 1
Coding region: 72-344 (90 amino acids)
Source: RefSeq, a predicted model, not a curated record
GCUUGUAUUUUUGCUCUGCUUUUAAAAGCAGGAAUUCCUCUUGGGAUAAAGAGAAGUUCCAAUCAACCAACAUGGCCGAAGAUGAGAAAAAGCUCUUGAUUGAAUAUAACAAGAUGAGGGACCCUGGAUGCUUGUUGGAAGGAAAGAACGAAACAGCCUGGCUCAGGCCUCAGAGGAGACAUUAUCCCAAUGCUAACCGCAAUUCGGCAGAGAUGUUUAAAACAGUGAAGCAUGAGUACAUCAGUGACAGGGCCUCCUGGAUAACAAUAGCCCCUCCUGAAAAUAAGGAAAAGAGGCAUUUCCCAGAAAAAAGUAAGCUAAUUUGUAAUAUACCGGUAGUGUGA